CAAAGCCAUUAUUAAAAGCGUUGAACAAAAGGACAAACCGUUGAAAAUGCAAACAGACAUCGGAUCCAACUUUUAUGUCCAGACAGUGAUAACGGAUCCGCACAAAGUGUUUCUUAUGAUAGGAAUGGGAUUCUAUUUGGAGUUAACUCUCGAAGAAGCGAUUCUCGCCAUCGAUAAGAGAGAAGCACUUCUCAACGAAGAACUCAAACAAUUGUCGAUCCAAUCGUCGCGAAUAAAAGCAAACAUUAAAAAAAGAGCCAAAAUGAGUGAACCGACGGCCACUUCGGCACAACCGGUCGCUGACCACCACAUGAGGGCUGAGAUCGAGCGCCUGAACCGCGAAUUGGCCCAAACCAGCGCCGAGAAGAUCCAAUCGGCGCAAUACGGUCUCGUCCUCCUCGACGAGAAGGAAGAGCUGCAGCGACGCUACGAUGACUUGGAGUCGAGUUACGAAACGGUGCGAAAGGAUUUGGAAGAGUUGCGAGAAGCGUUCGCAAAGUCUCAGACCAACCAAAAGGUUUCGGCCAACACUGGCGUCGAGCGCGAGGAGAAGCUCCUGGAAGAGAGCGCUCACAAAGAGGCCAACUUUCGCAGCAAAGCGUCGGAAGAGACGGAAUGGGAGCGCAGGACUCUGAGAGUGGAGUUGAAGGAACUGAAGCUGAGAGAGUCGCGACUCUUGGCCGACAACAACGAACUCGAAGAAGAGAACAUUUCGCUGCAAAAACAGGUCUCUGUUCUCAAGUCAUCGCAAGUGGACUUCGAGACGUCCAAACACGAGGUGAGACGUCUUCAGGAGGACAUGGAGGCGUUGAACGCUCAGCUCGAAGAAUACGAACACUUGAAGCGAAUCGCCGAACGGCAGAUGGAAGAGGCGUUGGAAGCGUUGCAAUCGGAAAGAGAGCAGAAAUAUCGCCACUUCUUCCUCAACCUGGCGGCCUAUUUGAGCCUAAGCUAG
Medioppia subpectinata is the source of this 955-nucleotide messenger RNA. Lineage: Eukaryota; Metazoa; Arthropoda; Arachnida; Sarcoptiformes; Oppiidae. The record is from the annotation of a GenBank genome assembly.